AUUCGUUUGUACAGUAGUGUAGUUAUAAAAUGUUUAUUCCAAUCUCUUGAUUAAAAAAAACUGGAUAAUCGUAUAUAACCCAAAUAAUUUCUAGAAUGGAUGAUCAAUGGCUGAUUGCAGCCAUUUAUUAUAUCGUCAAGGGCGUCUACUUCCUCUACACACAGUGUGUUGGAGUUCCAAUUUAUGUGACUUUCCACAUCCUGUUGUUGCCAUUAAGAUUUCUGCAUCCUCGUCUCUUCUGGAACAUAGAUGCUCACUUAUUUAAGGCAGUUCUUGGCGGUGUGACGUCAUGGUUUUACACCGAUGGAAUUGUCUUGAAAGAAUCUGGUGAUUCUUUGAAAGACAUAUUAGAUGACAGGGCUCUAUUGCUUUGUAAUCACCAAUCUACUGCUGAUAUUGGAGUCAUCAUGCAGUCACUGCACCCAAAAGGCAUGGUAACGGGUCACAUGACCUGGGUCAUGGAUCACGUGUUUCGGCUAACUCACUUUGGAUGGGUCAGUCGUUUACAUGGAGACUUCUUUCUCAAGCAACCUUGCAGGACUGUAUCUGAAAGAACCAAACAAAUGAACAAACUCAAAUCACAUUUGAAAACUAUUUACUUAACAACUCUGAAGAAAUGGAUAGUGUUGUUUCCUGAGGGAGGGUUCCUCUCCACUAGAAAACCAGGAAACCAAAGGUAUGCAAAGAAACAUGGCUUGCCUAUGCUUGAAAACGUUUGUCUGCCUCGACUGGGGGUAACAAAAACCAUACUAGACGAAUUAGCACCAAAGGAAGACCCCUGCAAUUUCAAAGAUAAUUCUGAAAGGUUAAACUGGAUCAUCGAUAUGACCAUUGCUUAUCCAAAAGGAGAAGCACCGAACGCCCUGAUUCUGAUGUUCUCCAUGGGAAAAUUCCCGCCCAUACACAUACACUAUCGUGUCUUCAAUAUUCAAAACGUCCCUAGAGACGAAAAUGGACUCACAAAAUGGAUGUACGACAGAUACGUCGAAAAAGAAGCCAUGUUGGACCAUUUCUAUAACACGGGAGUUUUUGCUAAAGAUGGAAAGGAAACUGUGGACACAGACAAACUAGGCAGCUUCAUUUAUGUGAUCUUUUACUCUCUUUGGAUGUGGUGGUUGGCCCUAUACGUUUAUGCCCCUAUAUUUUCCUUAUUAAGUUGGAAAUUGAUUUUUAUCAUUAUGUUUUGCUAUGUUUUGUAUUUUACUUAUGACUUUAUAAAGUACUUUAGAGAUUUUGCACCCUAAAUUUUGCUGUGCAAAAGAUGCAGAUCAACAUAUUGUCCAUUCUAAUUUUUAAAAACCGGUAAGCUACA
This is a messenger RNA of Saccostrea cuccullata (small rock oyster), 1312 nucleotides long. Its product is annotated as acyl-CoA:lysophosphatidylglycerol acyltransferase 1-like. The transcript has 6 exons. The record is from RefSeq and is a predicted model, not a curated record. Gene Ontology annotation, biological process: phosphatidylinositol acyl-chain remodeling. Gene Ontology annotation, cellular component: endoplasmic reticulum; endomembrane system. Lineage: Eukaryota; Metazoa; Mollusca; Bivalvia; Ostreida; Ostreidae. Gene Ontology annotation, molecular function: acyltransferase activity. Bases 96 to 1244 code for a protein of 382 amino acids.